Messenger RNA from Racocetra persica, 199 nucleotides. Lineage: Eukaryota; Fungi; Glomeromycota; Glomeromycetes; Diversisporales; Gigasporaceae. The record is from the annotation of a GenBank genome assembly.
UUACAUAAAUAUUCAGAUAAUUAUCAACAACUUUUAAGGAAUUGGUUUGUAUAUUUUUUGGUUGCUAAAUUUUUUGAAGAGAAUAACAGAUUAAAAUAUAGUACUUUGAUAAGUCUCCAAUUGGUGAAUAAUGAAUCAUCCAGAGUGGCCAUCAAAAACACAAAUCUUGGUGCAGCAGUAGCAAUACAUCAAUUACAUG